Gymnodraco acuticeps is the source of this 1058-nucleotide messenger RNA. RefSeq lists its product as uncharacterized. Lineage: Eukaryota; Metazoa; Chordata; Actinopteri; Perciformes; Bathydraconidae. The record is from RefSeq and is a predicted model, not a curated record. The transcript is spliced from 10 exons. The coding region runs from base 228 to 1058 and encodes 276 amino acids.
GAGGCAACAGUCAAGGUGAACAUCUGUGAGUUUCUCCAAAGCGGUUACCAUCGGUAAACAGCAAAUUUGACAUCCUCGUGAUCCUGGUGUGCGUGCGCCAUCCUCGAGGAAAUUGCUAGUGACUGUUCGAGUGUUGUUGCAGCUAAGGUCAUCAGAGAGGCCAACCAUCCUCUUCAGUGUCAGGCAGCCAGGCUAACCGUCCUGUUCAGUGUCAGGCAGAUUGAAUUAUGUUUGGGAACAACACUCUGGCUCGACGCCGACGAAGCCGAGAGGGAAGAAGGAACACUGGAGUAGCAGGAGAGUCCAGACUGACGAGAGGUCCUGUCGACCAAUACGGGUGUGUGAGGUGGUGCCCAGCAGAGUUACCAGAGGGGGAGACCGAGGCAACGUUGGAGGAUUCGAAAAGGGAUCUGCGGAAGAUCUACUCAGAGGAAGGGAUGGGUGGGGCAGAGAGAGCAGAACCUCUGAUGAGAGGCCUUUUCUCCCACUUUGGCAUCCUGACGGACGUCAACAUACUUCAGAAGCUCCAAGAGGCCCUGGGUCAGAGAGGACAGACCAUCCUGCAUUUCUGUCAGAAACUGGACAACCCGAAGAUCAGGGAAUUUCUGGCCAGCUAUGAUCCAGAGGGUUCGGAGAAGGCUGCCUGCAUUCUCCAGCUCCUUAUGGUCUACUUUAAGGAGCCUACGGAGAAACUGAUGCUCGAAGUUGAUACCUGUGCCACUGCUGCUGAUGUAGUGAAUACUGCAGCACUCCCAAGCACCCCCUGCUUGAUCAUUCAAGGUGACACAAUGAAGCCUUCUGGGUGGAUGCUAUCCAUCGAGGGACAAGUGGUAAUGGGCCCACACCCAUUCUUUUUGCAUGGGGUAGCUGCUUUAUUCAGCAGCUACUAUGUCUUCAACCUCAAAUAUCCCGUUGGAUCAUGCACACUGGAGUUCAUCCAAAGGUGCUUCUUGGGCAUCAACCCGGAGAAAGGCUCCAAGGCAAAGAAGCGAAGCUCCAUUAACCCUCACGUGAGCACCCUUCACCGGAAGCUGAUAGACUUGGAAUGGUCUGCAUAG